AUGUUCCAGGCAUUCUGGGAUAUAUAUCUGAGGGACCCGGGUAUUGGCGCUGCACCGAUCAUUCAGAGCGUUGAGCUGAGUGCUGAUUUCCAUGUUCGUGCCGUUAUGGUCCAGCACGAGGCCUUCGCCUCUCUGUCUCUUCCUCUUUAUCUCGCCGUCUAUCUUUCAUGUGUUUCGCAGAAUGGAGAAGCAAGAGAAGUGUUGCGGAAGAGGAAGCAGAGGAAAUUGGGGAUGAAGGGUGAGCGGGCGAUGAGGAAGAUGAAAUUUGGAAAAGUGAAGUCAGAGAAGUGA
Messenger RNA from Penicillium daleae, 291 nucleotides. RefSeq lists its product as uncharacterized. The coding region runs from base 1 to 291 and encodes 96 amino acids. The transcript is spliced from 2 exons. NCBI's taxonomy places the organism in Eukaryota, Fungi, Ascomycota, Eurotiomycetes, Eurotiales, Aspergillaceae. The record is from RefSeq and is a predicted model, not a curated record.